Aspergillus thermomutatus is the source of this 3036-nucleotide messenger RNA. Its product is annotated as putative tetracycline-efflux transporter. Gene Ontology annotation, molecular function: protoporphyrin ferrochelatase activity; transmembrane transporter activity. Gene Ontology annotation, biological process: transmembrane transport; heme biosynthetic process. Lineage: Eukaryota; Fungi; Ascomycota; Eurotiomycetes; Eurotiales; Aspergillaceae. The transcript is spliced from 6 exons. The record is from RefSeq and is a predicted model, not a curated record. The coding region runs from base 1 to 3036 and encodes 1011 amino acids.
AUGGCUCUCCGCCGGCCAUUAACGCUUUCUAGGCACAUACUGAAUGGAGCUUGUCCGGGCGUGCGAUCAACUGUGUCUCGCACCGCUCUAACUUAUGGGCAGGAGCAGAGGAAGGGCCUUGCGACAGCAGUUCCCCCGGUCACUCAAGAUGCAACUGGGUCCAAGGGCCCCACGGCAAUGGUUUUCCUCAACAUGGGUGGGCCAUCAAAGACUGACGAAGUAGAAGAUUUCCUGAGCAGAUUAUUUGCCGAUGGCGAUCUGAUUCCUCUCGGACGACUUCAAUCGUACCUCGGUCCUCUCAUCGCUAAGCGGAGAACCCCGAAGAUCCAACGGCAAUACUCUGAUAUUGGUGGAGGCUCGCCGAUCAGGAAAUGGUCCGAGUAUCAGUGCGAGGAGAUGUGCAAAUUGCUGGACAAAAUCAAUCCCGAAACGGCUCCUCACAAGCCUUACGUCGCAUUCCGGUACGCCGACCCUCUGACGGAGGAAAUGUACACAAAGUUAUUAGAAGAUGGGUUCGGUAAUGGAAGAGGAGGGCGCGCUGUUGCGUUCACACAGUAUCCCCAGUAUUCGUGCUCCACGACGGGUAGCUCGCUGAACGAGUUGUGGAAAUGGAGAACGAGGCUGGAGGGCAAGCGUGCAGAUGGCGACGUAGACUCCUCCGGUGCCAUUCAGUGGAGUGUCAUUGAUCGGUGGCCAACGCACCCUGGGCUCGUGGAGGCUUUCGCCCGGAACAUCGAGGACCAGCUGAAGACCUACCCGGAGGAGAAGCGAAACGGUGUCGUUCUCUUGUUCUCAGCCCACAGUCUGCCUAUGAGUGUUGUCAACCGAGGUGACCCAUACCCUGCUGAAGUCGCUGCAACCGUCCAUGCUGUCAUGCAGAGAUUGAAUUUCAGCAACCCCUACCGACUGUGCUGGCAGUCCCAGGUGGGACCAUCUGCUUGGCUUGGAGCACAGACUAGCGAUACGGUCGAAAACUAUGUCAAGCGUGGACAUACCGAUAUCAUUCUAGUCCCCAUUGCCUUCACCAGCGAUCAUAUUGAAACUCUAUACGAGUUGGAUCUGGAAGUGAUCAAGGAAGCAAACUCCCCGGGUGUCAAGAGAGCCGAGAGUUUGAAUGGCAAUCCCAUCUUCAUCCAGGCCCUAGCAGACAUUGCCCAAGAGCACCUCCGUACGGGAGAGAAGUGCUCAUUACAGAUGACUCUGCGCUGUCAAGGCUGUAAGAGCGAACGAUGCCUGGAGCAGAAGAAAUUCUUUGCUGCAAUGGAGAGCGAGGAAGCGUUUGAGGCUGAUACACAGCUGCAGGCCAGAGCUGUCUCGUCAAAUACUGGUGUUCGAACCAGUUCAAGUGAUAGUAUCAAGGACACAGUCCGAUUGCAUGUCCACGAAAGUACACCCUUACUAUUAGGCCACGGGAAUGCAGAAGGCUCGGAGCAGAACACAGCUGGCCAGAGGGCCGGUUGCUGGGAAUUCUUCAGACGGCCUCAUGUCUUUUGGUUGUUUCCGUUUCUGCUUCUCUACAUGUUAGGGUUUGCCGGCGUUGCCGUCCCCAAGAUCAAUCUGGUCCUUUCUCUUGUUUGCAGGGACUAUCUUGCCAAGAAGGCUUCGCAGGAUCCUAACUUUACGUAUCUGCCUGUUAUCAUUGGAGAAGACAACCCUCAGUGCCAGGUGCCCGAGGUGCAAUCUCUCGUGGCUCGAUUCCAGCUCUACCUCAAUCUGAUAGCAGGAAUCCUAUCCGCAUUGGUCAGUCCGCGACUCGGUCAUAUGUCAGACCGUUAUGGCAGGACAAAGUUGAUCGCACUGAGCUCGCUUGGGGCUGUGCUUGGUGAAACACUCACAGUCCUCGUAGCAGCCAGACCAGAGCAAUAUUCCAUCAACCUCCUCCUAGUAGGCGCUCUACUGGACGGCAUUGGGGGCUCUUUUACCACGGUAUUGGCCCUUGCUACCUCUUAUGCUUCCGAUUGUACUGCCGCAGAAAAACGUAGCGUGGCGUUUGGGUAUCUCCAUGGUGCUCUCUUCAUCGGAUUGGCGUCUGGACCACUCAUUGCAGCGAUCGUUAUGAAGAGGACCGGAGAGAUGAUACACAUUUUCGCUGCGGGCCUGGCAUUCCAUGCGCUCUUCUUCAUCAUGGUUCUGCUUGUCAUUCCAGAAUCGCUGUCAAAGGAGCAACAGAACGCUGCGAGAGAGAAACACCGGAUGAGGUUGACUCAAAAGGGAACUGCUGGCUGGUUUUCUUCUACUUGGUUUCAACAUCUAAACCCAAAGAACCUCAUCACACCACUCUCGAUUUUGUGUCCACCGGUUGGACGCCCCAGCUCUCUUUUUCCUAACCGCAAGGGCGCAAGCCCUGCCCUGCGAAGAAACAUUCUACUUCUUGCUGCCAUUGAUACAGUCGUAUUUGCUGUUGCCUUUGGCACCGCCCAGAUUGUGAUCAUCUAUGCUGAAUUCAUGUUUGGAUGGGGAAACGUCGAAUCCAGCAUCUUCAUCUCGGCCGUCAGCACUGUCCGCGUCAUCGUUCUUUUCUUGGUGCAUCCUAUUGUCACACGCAUCUUCCACAAGCGCACCGCCGGACAGCGCGCUAUUCCCGGCUCCAAUAAGGUGGAGCUUGUUGUUAUACAGAUAUCCAUCCUUUUCGAUCUUCUUGGCUAUGUGGGAUAUGCACUAGUACGAAGCAGCGCGCUUAUGACUCUUUCGGGCAUCGUUGCCGCUCUAGGAAGCCUAGGUACUCCUACGCUGCAAUCAUCGCUGACCAAACACGUGCCUCGUGAUCGAGUCGGGCAAAUACUCGGUGCUAAAGGUCUCUUACAUGCUCUGGCUCGAGUGAUCGCGCCUACUUUAUGCAAUCUCGUCUAUAGCCUGACAGUGGGCAAAUAUACCCAAACAGUCUUCGUUUCUCUCGCAGCUGUGUUUGUAUUGGCGCUCUGCAGUAGCUUCUAUAUAACGCCAAAUGUAUCCAUUGACGAGUCUCGGCCAAGCAGUCCUCGACUUGAGGCGAAUGAAGACGGGGAUGGAGACGAGGACACUCUCUUACAGUCUUAG